Molecule: messenger RNA, 1682 nt
Organism: Syngnathus acus (greater pipefish)
Lineage: Eukaryota; Metazoa; Chordata; Actinopteri; Syngnathiformes; Syngnathidae
Product: 52 kDa repressor of the inhibitor of the protein kinase-like
Exons: 5
Coding region: 240-1682 (480 amino acids)
Source: RefSeq, a predicted model, not a curated record
CGGAGUGCUGCGUUAAGCGGAGGGAUUGCCGCUCGCGCUUCUCGCUAGUCAACAACCGUCAAAUGACACACUUUUGAACUAUUGCAUGAUUGUUGGACUCAGUCCUCCAAGACGGAGAUCGGCGCAGUUUGUCUGGUUUGACAAAUGUGACUUUCAGAACGAAACGAUUUUUAAAAGGGUGACUAAGUCAGUCAAACGUAGUACUGGUAGCCGAGUUAGCUAACGAAUUAGCUUGAAACAUGCCGAAUUUUUGCGCGGCCCCAAACUGCACACGGAAGAGCACACAGUCGGAUUUGGCUUUUUUUCGCUUUCCAAGAGACCCUGGAAGAUGUCGAAUUUGGGUAGAAAACUGUCGCAGAGCGGAUUUGGAGGCCAAAACGGCCGAUCAGUUAAACAAACAUUACCGAUUGUGUGCCAAACAUUUCGACCCGGCCCUGGUGUACAAAACAAGCCCUUACAGGACGGUGCUGAAGGAUACGGCCAUUCCCACCAUCUUCGAUCUGACCAGCCACUUGACCAAUCCUCGCGUCAAACACCGCAAGCAGAUCAAAGAACUUACGGAGGAGGACCUAAGAAGAAUCAAGGAACGAAGAUUGGCAUCAUCUGCUGAAAAGUCCCAAAAAGACGCGGCCGCCGAAGAGCCGAUCCCAGAUGAACCGCAGAUGUCUGCAGAGGAGAAGCAGCUGCGUGAUUACCUGCGCUCCCUGUUUGAAGUGAUCCUGAUGCUGGCCAAACAGUGCAUCCCCUUGGAGACCUUCAAAGGCCUGGACGGCGACGACGCGCCCAACAACUUCCAGGCGCUGUUGGAGUAUCGCAUGCACGCCGGCGACGAGGCCCUGAGGAAGCGCUUCGAAGCCACGGCUGUGAACAGCGAGUUCCUCACCUCGGCGCAGCUCUGCCAACUGCUGGAUGUGUGCGAGAACACGGUGCGAGAAGAGGUGUUGAUGGAGGCCAGGGAGGGACGUUUCUUCUCGCUGGUCACCGACGACUUGGUGGACUUUGGCGGCGACAAGCACCUGCCGCUCUUCCUUCGCUUCGUCAACCAGCACAACGUCCUGCGCGAAGAGUUUUUGGACUUUGUGCCGUUCGACGGCGACGAGCAGGCGCUGGUGGAGCGUCUGGAGGCGCAGCUGACUGAUCGCUGGGGGCUCGUUAUGGAGGAUUGCCGCGGGCAGGCGCACAAGGUGACCGGGGCGUCGGCCACCAAGAUGAAGGCGGUGGCUGUGCACCUGGUGGAGAAGUACCCGUUGGCCCUCUACAUGCCCUGCUCACGCAUGGCGCUCAACAUCCACCUGGCCAACAGUCUGCCCUUCCCCAACGUGCAGGUGCUCAUGGAGACACUCAGGAGGUUGGCUUCCUUCUUCAAGAGCGCUGCGACGCAUGCCGUGCUGACCGCCCGCAUCUCGGCUCACUACCAGAAAAGCGACGAAAAGGUGGCGGCGCUCCAUCAGGCCUGCGGCCACGGCUGGACCGAGCGACACAACGUCUUCGACGUGCUCCUCGACAUCCUGCCGCCGCUCAUCGCCUGCUUGGACGUCAUCCACAAGAAUGCCGACGGCGCCUUCGAAAGCGAGGUGGCGGUCGACGCGUACUCCCUCGCCGAGACCCUGGCAGACUUUGAGAUGGUGAUGACCGCCGUGGUCCUGAAAAGCGUCCUCACCUUCACGCGGGCGUGGCCGUAA